Molecule: messenger RNA, 648 nt
Organism: Dujonia railenensis
Lineage: Eukaryota; Fungi; Ascomycota; Pichiomycetes; Serinales; Debaryomycetaceae
Source: the annotation of a GenBank genome assembly
AUGUCAACACCAAUUAGAUUAUAUACCCAAGCUACUCCAAAUGGACUUAAAGUUUCCAUUCUUUUGGAAUUGUUAGGACUUAAGUACGAUGUGACACCUAUUGAUUUUUCCAAAAAUGAACAAAAGGAGGAUUGGUACCUUAAGCUUAAUCCAAAUGGUAGAAUUCCAACAAUUGUCGAUACUUCAACAAACACCAUUCUUGCAGAGACGGCUGCAAUUAUGCAAUACCUCGUAGAUACAUAUGAUAAAGAAAACAAAUUUUCCUACAAGAUUGGAACACCAUUGUACUACAAGCAAUUGGAAGUAUUAUACUUCCAAAUGGCAGGUGUAGGUCCAAUGCAAGGACAGAUGGGACAUUUCAAGAGGGCCGCACCAGAAAAAAUUCCAUACGCUAUUGAAAGAUAUGAGAAUGAAACUAAAAGAUUAUAUUCGGUUGUUGAGGAAUACUUGAAUCGUAACAAGGCUAAUGGACCAUUUUUAGUUGGUGACCAUUUAAGCAUUGCUGACAUUGCCGUGUUCACCUGGGCAAACUUCUUGGAAAGAGGUGGUAUAGAUAUUAAGCCAUGGCCAUUGUUGGAAAACUGGAUUGAAAGUAUUGCAAAAUUACCAGCAGUUCAGGUUGGGUUAAACGUACCAAAGAGAGAUUAG